AAGUAUCAUCUCAACCUCACCCGGGAGUACAUUCAAAUUGUCCUUCCAUAGACGAGCAUUUCCUGUAUCUAUGCCAAAAAUCCUGAACACACAAUCACGGCGGGAAAAUCCAAAAAUUUGGGACAUCAAAGAGGAAAUUGGCGGGAACAAUUCUACUCCCCUAUAAAUUAACAACCCCUCCACGACACUCUUCUGCUUUCAAAUUCUAAAUUCUAACUUGCAAAUUGUAAACUUAUUCCUUUCUUCAUUUCCAGAUUAUUCUUUAUCCCUCUUUUCAAAAAACAAACUUAAUCUUCCAUUAAAAUGGCGAAGAAAAAGAAAACUAGGGUUUCCGAAGAAUCUACAGCCGAACAAGGUGAUUCUGAUCAUCAUCAAGAACACGCUAAUAUGGACGAUGAUAGCGCGCAGAAGAGUCUUUAUGAGGUUCUUGGUGUGGAAAGAACUGCAUCUCAACAGGAAAUUCGAAAGGCGUACCACAAAUUGGCUUUACGACUCCAUCCUGAUAAGAACCCUGAUGAUAAGGAAGCAAAUGAGAAAUUUCAACAGCUGCAGAAGGUGAUGUCAAUUCUUGGCGACGAGGAGAAAAGAGCUCUUUAUGAUCAGACUGGAGUGGUUGAUGAUGAUGAUCUUGCAGGGGAUAUGGCUGCGAAUUUGCAGAGCUUUUUCAGAACAAUGUACAAAGAGGUCACUGUGGCUGAUAUUGAAGAGUUUGAAGCAAAUUACAGGGGAUCUGAUUCUGAGAAAAACGAUCUGAUUGACCUCUACAAGAAGUACAAGGGCAAUAUGAAAAGGUUAUUUUGUUCGAUGCUAUGCUCAGACGCUAAGCUGGACUCUCAUCGCUUCAAAGAUAUACUUGACGAGGCAAUAGCUUCAGGAGAUCUGAAGGAAUUCAAAUCUUACAAGAAAUGGGCUAAGGAGGUAUCUGAAAUGAAACCACCUACAAGCCCUUUGAAGCGGAAAAAGAAGUCAGAAAAGAAGUCAGAUUCUGAUCUAUUUGCAAUCAUAUCUCAGCGAAGAACUGAGAGGAAGGACCGAUUUGAUUCUAUGUUUAGCUCUAUGGUGGAAAGAUAUGGUGGACAAUGUUCUUCAGAACCAACAGAGGAAGAGUUUGAAGCUGCACAGAAAAAAUUAGAGAAGAAACUGUCGUCAAAGAAAUGUAGAAAGAAGUAGCUUAGACAUCUUUCGUCAAACAAAGUUCAGGUUUUGUAAAAUUGGUACUUUGUAGUUCUACUUGUUUUCUCCUUAUUUUCAAUGGAAAUGUAGUGGGUUUUGAUCAGUGCCUUAUCGCACAGAACCUCUGGGCCUGUCAAAGCCUAUCUACUUCUUCCCUUCCCUGUGCCAUGAGGACUUGAUCAUGUAUUUAUUUCGUCUACUGUUUAUGUGAAUGGAAUUUAGUAAUGCUUGUUCAAGAUUUCUCGUGUAUCAGCAAUUGGGUCAGGAAAUGCAAACAUUGAAACAGCGUAUUCUGUA
Chenopodium quinoa (quinoa) is the source of this 1470-nucleotide messenger RNA. Its product is annotated as chaperone protein dnaJ 6-like. The coding region runs from base 304 to 1170 and encodes 288 amino acids. NCBI's taxonomy places the organism in Eukaryota, Viridiplantae, Streptophyta, Magnoliopsida, Caryophyllales, Amaranthaceae. The record is from RefSeq and is a predicted model, not a curated record. The transcript has 8 exons.